This is a messenger RNA of Poeciliopsis prolifica (blackstripe livebearer), 988 nucleotides long. RefSeq names its product TCF3 (E2A) fusion partner (gene tfpt). Gene Ontology annotation, biological process: positive regulation of apoptotic process; apoptotic signaling pathway; apoptotic process. Gene Ontology annotation, molecular function: DNA binding. Lineage: Eukaryota; Metazoa; Chordata; Actinopteri; Cyprinodontiformes; Poeciliidae. Gene Ontology annotation, cellular component: Ino80 complex. Bases 37 to 636 code for a protein of 199 amino acids. The transcript is spliced from 7 exons. The record is from RefSeq and is a predicted model, not a curated record.
AAUUUCUGCGUCGGUCGCACAUAAACACAAAACGAGAUGAUGGAGGACUUCUCUGGGUUGGCUCUGCCUCCUCUCUUUGGAGGACACAUUCUAGAGGCUGAGUUGGAGCCUGGUGUUGUAGAGCUGGGACCAGGAGAGGUGGAGCUUGACCCAGAUCCAGGCGGCAGCGAGCUGCUAGAGAGCACAGCUCAAGAAGACAAAGAGAGGAGAGCUCUCGACAAAAGGAAAUGUCUGGUGCUGAGCAGGAGGUGCAAGGAAAUUGAACAGGUAAAUCAAAAAAUCUUGGGUCGCCUUCACCAAGUGCAAAGAAUUACACGACGCUUGAAGAAAGAGCGACGGUUCCUCAUGAAAGCUUUAGAUGCCCAUGGAGAUGAUUAUAGAAAUUCCCAGCUCACCAUACUGCUUGAAGAAGAGCCUGGACUCCAUUUGGAUUCUGCUGCCGGAGUUGAGGAGGAAAGACUGAAUGGUUUGUCUGGUUCUUCUGCAACUCUCCAUCAUGCAGCCGGACCAAAGAAGAAGAGACACAGACUUUCCCGGCAAGAAAAGGACAAAGAUCAGCAGAUUGAACCUGAUGUGUCGGUGUUGGCAGAGACUCACUUUGGAGAAAUUCCCAGCCCAACAUCUCUGUCACACUGAAUGGUGGCCAGCAUAUUUUUUUUGAACUUUAAUUGGAUAAUGCAGCCUUUUCUUAGUCUGACUCUGCACUAUUUGUUGUUACCCUUGAAGAAACCAAACAGACUGGACUCUUGUAAGACAAUUAAUGUUUACUCAAUUCAGCCCAGAUUUUGUAUUUAUAAGGUUUGUAUAUAUGUAUUGGUAUGUUUUUUGACUUGUGUACAACAAGGCCUAAUUAUGACCAAUAUACAUUAUUGUGACCAGCUCAGUUUAAAGAGGAUACAACGAAAUGGAACAAUAGAAAUUAUCUCACUGCUUCCAUGAAUAUUACAAAUUUAUUUCAGUAGUAGUACUGAUUAAAAUAUAUAAUUUU